Molecule: messenger RNA, 1596 nt
Organism: Penicillium manginii
Lineage: Eukaryota; Fungi; Ascomycota; Eurotiomycetes; Eurotiales; Aspergillaceae
Product: histidine phosphatase family protein
Exons: 3
Coding region: 1-1596 (531 amino acids)
Molecular function (GO): acid phosphatase activity
Source: RefSeq, a predicted model, not a curated record
AUGACUACAAAUAAGCUCCAGACCUUGAUACUUUCAGUGGCGCUAGCUACCACUGCGAGUGCCAAGUCAGACGCGACUAGCACGCAGCCGGACUGGUUCCAAACGUCGCCCAACAGUUAUGCUGGAACUACGGCAACUGGUUCUGCCCCUUUUCUAGCAGAAACCAAUCCUGCGCCGUUCGGACAGUCGACUUUCAUCCCAAAUGCUCCAUUGGAAACCUCGGAGCCUAUCAAGGGUGCCAAUGGGCGAAAUAUCUUUCAGCUCAUGGGAGAUCAAAGCCCUUAUUUUUCCCCGGCUGAAGGCUUCGGCGCCGACGAGUAUCCGCUUCCCAAAGGAGCCAAAAUUGCUCAAAUGCACAUGCUUCAGCGCCAUGGCUCAAGAUAUCCUUCCUCUUCGGAAGGUCUAGAUUCGUGGGCGGCCGGGAUUGUCAACGCAAGCAAGCAAUUCACGGGCAAGCUAGAUUUCUUAAACGACUGGUCUUACAAACUGGGCAAAGAAAUCCUAGUUCCAAAGGGGCGCCAAGAGCUAUUCGAUAGCGGCAUCUUGAACUACUACAACUACGGCCAUCUCUACGAUAACUCAUCGAAGCUUGUCAUCCGUACGACUUUGCAGUCUCGCAUGCUUGAAAGUGCAGAGAACUUCCUUGCUGGCUUCUUCGGCCUUGAGUGGAGAAAUCAUGCUAACAUUCUGGCUACAAUUGACUCUGCCACUACGGGUGAAUAUGCAUGCACCAAUGAAGGGAAGACGCUGGCUUCGAUCGCAACCCCCGUUGGUACCUGGAUGGCGACAUAUUUGAAAGAGCGAACGGCCGAGCUGAAAAAAUUAACUGGUAACUAUGACUGGACCGUCACGGACACCUACCAUGCUCAAAGUCUAUGCCCUUAUGAAACGAUCAGCGUUGGCUACAGCGACUUUUGCGAUCUUUUCACCUAUGAGGAAUGGAAGGGGUAUGAGUACUUGAUGGAUAUCGAGUUUGCCGCCAUGUCCGGCUUCUUGAGCCCUACAGGUCGAGCACAGGGACUUUAUUGGGUCGAAGAGUUUCUCGCUCGAGUCGAGGGUCACCUCUUGAAUGUACCUGCCAAUACCACCGGGGCUAAUUUGACUCUGGACACUAAUCCAGUGACAUUCCCUCUGAACCAGCCGUUGUACUUGGAGUUCACUCAUGAUGCGAAUAUCAUAGCUGUGCUCACUGCUUUUGGAUUCACUCAAUUCAACAACUUUUUGCCUCUUACUGGUGCUCCCAAAAACCAGCAAUUCUCCACAAGCAAAUUGGUCCCCUUUGCCGGUCGUUUCAACAUCGAAAUCAUCACUUCGCCGCACAAGGUCUCUGCGACACGUUCUUCGAAAUCGUCGGCCAAGGACUACAUUUCCGGUACCGGUGAAACUCAUUACGUGCAUUUCAUUCAGAACCAGAGGACUGUUCCACUGCAUAAGAGCUUUGGAGCUUGCGAGAAACGCGACGAUGGCUGGUGCGAACUUUCAACAUUCUUGAAGGUGCAAAAGGCGAACUUGGCCAAGGCCGAGUAUACGUAUGCAUGCUUCGGAAAUUGGACCAUGAAAGACUAUGGUGUUGUUAGAAACGGCGUUCCCGCAUAA